UGUAGUACAGCGCUGGUGGCAACUCUGCAGAAGAAGAAAACAAGUCGCAGAAAGAAUCAGCAAUUUUCAUUUUGUAUACAAUUCUUUGCAUAACUGUUGCACACGCCCACUUGCACCUGCUCCUGUGAUGCAUACGCGUUAGGAUGAAGCCCCAGUCCAAGAGGAAAUCGUUUCCCUUCAAUGCCCCGCAGCCCGGCGAAAUAAUGGAGUUUGGCUUUGGCACCUUCAAUGCGAAUCCCUUCGGCCAUCCAGGGGACUCCGUUGACUGCGGCAAAUGGCAGCAUAAACGAAAAUCAGAGCAGCAAGUGUCAGUCCUACCCCCAAAACAGCUAAUCACCGAGGAACGUAUAACCCAGCACUUCAGCGGCCUGCAGAUUUCGGGAGAUUCCAAGAUCAAUGUGGGCUCGUCAUCAGUCAACGGCAACAAUAACAGCGGGGCCAAUGUCACAGGAGGCUUGGCCACCGAUGAUAUUCCAUCCACGAGCACGGGCAAGACCCACCAUCCCAAUCCCGCCUACCAGAUGGCGGCUAUGGAAUUGGAGCAGAAGCUACGCAAUGCCAAUCGUAUUGUGAUUUGCGAUGAACUGAAGCAAGGAACAGGUCCUGGACACGUCGGUGCUCCAAUAAUUCCACCGGAGUGGUUGCUGAAAACCGGUCCUCGUCCCUGCACUGCUCUAGUGCCUUGGCAUCCAUCUCCCUUACAGAUGGUUAUGCCACUGACCAAGAUUCCGGCACCACCAACUCCACAGCAACAACUCGUUGGGCAACCUGUAGGACCGGAACUGGAUGACUACGACGAUGAUCUGGAGUUUUUUGAGAAUAACAAUACAUGUAAUGUGAACCUUAACAAGUCUGAUGAGCACAUGGACGAGGACCUGUAGCUAUAGCCAUAAUUUAACCUAAACAAUAAGCAUAAACUGUGUAGAUUUGUAUGUUUGUAUCAGUAAGAAAAAGUUGGUAGCAUGCAAAGAAUACUCACCUCCCUUUACCUUAUUUUGUAUUAAUGAAAACUAUUGAAAAUAGAUAGAUGUAUGUGAAUGAAUCCCAACGGCCAUCUGCGGACCUAAUUCCAGUUUUUACAUUUUCUCAAGCAAAUAAAUGCUGCAUUAAUUCAAUUGUAAAAA
Drosophila bipectinata is the source of this 1124-nucleotide messenger RNA. It is a transcript of the gene Mst85C, whose product is annotated as Mst85C. The record is from RefSeq and is a predicted model, not a curated record. NCBI's taxonomy places the organism in Eukaryota, Metazoa, Arthropoda, Insecta, Diptera, Drosophilidae.